CAAUUAUUUUUGUAUUCCACAGAGUAUUAUCAUAUUAACUGUUCUGUACAGAUAAUGACCAGACUCACGUUACAAAUGCUGGUUAACAAUCCAAUAAAUUUAGUUUAGAUUGUUUCACAAAAGUAGUGCGCUAGUCUUUUACUAGUCGGGUAUUAGCAGACCAAUAUUGACUUCAUCAGCACAGGCAAAUGGCUGCUGCAAGAAAACGUACGCUAUCUGGAUUUGAAGAUGUGAUAGAUGGAAAAACAACGAUUUUCAAAGACAGCGGCGAGAAGAUACACGUUGCAGCCCUGAUCCUAGCUAGGGGAGGCAGUAAGGGGAUCCCCCUGAAGAAUAUAAAAGUUCUGGCCGGCGUCCCGCUCAUCGGAUGGGUUCUGAGAGCUGCGGUAGAUUCCAAACAGUUUGACAGUGUGUGGGUAUCAACUGAUCAUGAUAACAUUGAGAAGGUGGCCAAGGCAUGGGGAGCUCAGGUUCACCGCAGGAGCCCAGAGGUGUCCAAAGACUCCUCCAGCUCUCUCGACACUAUCCAGGAAUUUGCCCGGUUAAACCCAGAGGUGAAUGUGAUCUGUCACAUCCAGGCUACGUCUCCCUGCUUGCACCCCUUCCACCUGAAGGAGGCCCUGGAGUUGAUCACCAAUCAGGGCUUCACGUCUGUGUUCGCCGUGGCCCGGCAACACCACUUCCGCUGGCAGGAGGUCAAGAAAGGAGGUAGUGUAGCCACCAAGCCACUGAACCUUGACCCGUCUAACAGGCCCCGGAGACAGGACUGGGAUGGAGAGCUGUGUGAGAACGGAUCUUUCUACAUUCAUACCAGAGCGACAAUAGAGAAAGGCCUGCAGGGGGGAAAGUGGGCUUACUAUGAGAUGCUGCCAGAGUACAGUGUGGAUAUUGAUGUGGAUAUCGAUUGGCCCGUGGCAGAACAGAGAGUACUGAGGUUUGGUUACUUUGGCCUGGACAAGCCUGAGGCGGUGCGUCUGCUGCUGUGUAACGUCUCCGGCUGUCUGACUGACGGCCGCGUCCUCAUCUCUGUCUCUGGAGAGGAGAUGGUCUCUGUCAACACCAGAGACACCACGGGUAUCCGCAUGCUGCAGGGAGAGGGCGUGGAGGUGAUCCUGAUCUCGUCCAGUGAGGACCUGACCAAGGCCUUGGCUGACAAGCUGUCCCAGAGAACGGGCUGCGAGGUCAGACAGCUGGGCAAGGACAUCCAGGGCGAGGCCAAAGCCAUGAUGGACGACAGGGAUCUGGGCUGGAAGGAAGUCGCCUAUAUGGGUAACGAUGCACCAGAUGUUGACUGUCUGAACCUCGCUGGGCUGAGUGCAGUACCCCGGGAUGCCCCAGUGGUGGCAAUCAAUGCUGCUAAAUACUCCUGCCACAAUGUUGCAGGCCUCGGGGCUGUGAGGGAGUUUUCGGAACUCAUCCUGCUGCUCAAGAAGAAGGCCAAGUCUCAGAUGGAACAGGACCGCAUCCACAGAGAUACAUUCUAAACUCUAGAAUGUGUUCUAAAGUCACAGAGAUACAUUCUAAACUCUAGAAUGUGUUCUAAAGUCACACAGAGAUACAUUCUAAACUCUAGAAUGUGUUCUAAAGUCACAGACAUGCAUUCUAAACUCUAGAAUGUGUUCUAAAGUCAGAGAUACAUUCUAAACUCUAGAAUGUGUUCUAAAGUCACAGACAUGCAUUCUAAACUCCAGAAUGUGUUCUAAAGUCACAGAGAUACAUUCUAAACUCCAGAAUGUGUUCUAAAGUCACAGACAUGCAUUCUAAACUCUAGAAUGUGUUCUAAAAUCACAGACAUGCAUUCUAAACUCUAGAAUGUGCUCGAACUCUAAUCUGGCUCAGAUAUGUUCUGAACAAAGAGUUGCAUUCUUGAAGCUUGAGUGCCAGUCUGUUUUUACUCGUUUUCCAGCUCCUUGUCAUUCCAAACAUAUUUGGCAUUACAAUUCCAAAAAGAGUUAACUAGAGAGCAGAAACAGACGGGCACUCAGGCUAUUUUAUUCUAGACUAUCAGACAAACCUAAACCUGUGCCAAAGAUUAGGCUAAAUGACCUUGAAGCUUAUUGACAAUCCUCAAUACUUUCUCUGGAGUAUUUACUCACUUUCAGGCACGUAGCUCAGGUUGAGGUGUUUUUUUGCAGGUUGUCAGAUCGAGGUAGUUUUAGUUUUACAGGUAGUGUUGACAAAUACAGUCAGUGUGUCUAUAGAUAUAUAUUAGUAUAUACACUGCAUGGACAAUUUAGGCAAGUGAGUAUUCUGAUAUUAUUUCAAUGCACAUUUUCCAACUCCCAAACUAUAUAAACUUGAAUGCUUAUUGGAUUGAAUUAUAUUUGUGUAAUGAGGGAGGAUGUGGCGAAAGUGAAUAACACCUGGUCCCCCUGGAGCACAAGGUUGUAGAUUCAUAUAAACUCAGCAACAAAAAAAGGUCCGUCCUCACUGUCAACUGUGUUUAUUUUCAGCAAACUUAACAUGUGUAAAUAUUUGUAUGAACAUAACA
Molecule: messenger RNA, 2491 nt
Organism: Oncorhynchus gorbuscha (pink salmon)
Lineage: Eukaryota; Metazoa; Chordata; Actinopteri; Salmoniformes; Salmonidae
Product: N-acylneuraminate cytidylyltransferase-like
Exons: 8
Coding region: 189-1484 (431 amino acids)
Molecular function (GO): N-acylneuraminate cytidylyltransferase activity
Source: RefSeq, a predicted model, not a curated record